Messenger RNA from Lutra lutra (Eurasian river otter), 1104 nucleotides. Its product is annotated as olfactory receptor 52H1-like. Gene Ontology annotation, cellular component: membrane. The record is from RefSeq and is a predicted model, not a curated record. The transcript is spliced from 2 exons. Lineage: Eukaryota; Metazoa; Chordata; Mammalia; Carnivora; Mustelidae. Gene Ontology annotation, biological process: G protein-coupled receptor signaling pathway. Gene Ontology annotation, molecular function: olfactory receptor activity; G protein-coupled receptor activity.
AUGAUCAUUUUCAACCUGAGCAAUUAUAACCCAGGCCCCUUCAUUCUGGUGGGGAUCCCAGGCCUGGAGCAAUGCCAUGUGUGGAUUGGGAUUCCUUUCUGUAUGAUCUAUAUCAUGGCCCUUGUGGGAAACUGCACCCUUCUCUACCUCAUCGUGGUGGAGCGUAGCCUUCAUGAACCCAUGUUCUUCUUUCUCUCCAUGCUGGCCAUGACUGACCUUGUCCUGUCCACAGCUGGUGUUCCCAAAACACUCAGUAUCUUUUGGCUUGGGGCUCGAGAAAUCACAUUUCCAGGGUGUCUUACACAAAUGUUCUUCCUCCACUAUAGCUUUGUCCUAGAUUCAGCCAUCUUGAUGGCCAUGGCAUUUGAUCGUUAUGUGGCUAUCUGCUCCCCGCUGAGAUACACCACUAUUCUGACCCCCAAGACCAUCAUCAAGAUUGCAGUGGGCAUCUCUUUUUGAAGCUUCUGCAUCAUCCUGCCAGAUGUAUUCUUGCUCACACGCCUGCCUUUCUGCAGGACACGCAUCAUCCCACACACAUACUGUGAGCACAUAGGUGUUGCCCGGCUCGCCUGUGCAGACAUCUCCAUCAACAUCUGGUAUGGUUUUGGUGUUCCCAUCAUGACGGUCAUCUCAGAUGUGAUUCUCAUUGCUGUCUCCUACACCCUCAUCCUCUGUGCGGUCUUCCGUCUCCCCUCCUGGGAUGCCCGCCAGAAGGCCCUUGGCACCUGUGGUUCCCAUGUCUGUGUCAUCCUCAUGUUUUAUAUACCUGCCUUUUUCUCCAUCCUUACCCAUCGCUUUGGACACAAUGUCUCCCGCACCUUCCACAUCAUGUUUGCCAACCUCUACAUUGUUAUCCCACCUGCGCUCAACCCCAUAGUCUAUGGAGUGAAGACUAAGCAGAUCAGAGAUAGGUUCUUAAGUGCUAUGAGCAAUGAGGUCUACCAGCAGUGCUGCAUUGAGGAGGAGAGAAAUUUAGAUUUCUCAAUGUCAGCAUUGAUAGCCCUGGUGCUGGUGGAGGAGCAUAGCUUCUUGACUCCAAGACACACUGAGGAAGGGAGCUGCAGAGAUAGUGUCAGGAGAUGUCGAGCCAGUUCACUGGGAUAG